AUGUGGUUCCUUAACACUGUCUUCGGAGAGCUGGAGCAGGACGCCAUUGAGGAGCACCUCCUGAGGUACACGAGAGGGUACAUCAUGCAGCUGAUAUGGGGUAUUCUGUUCCCAUAUGCAUCUGACUCUCGGGUGCACAUCAGGUGGCUCCCCCUGCUGGAGGACCUUGAUGCAUGUGGUAGGUUGUCGUGGGGAUCGGCUGUAUUGGCAUGGAUGUACCGCCAGAUGUGUCGUGCCACGGAGCAUGGUGCGCGCAACCUGAAUGGUUGCGUCAGCCUGCUAUUGUCUUGGGCCUACCACUGUAUUCCCCUGUUAGGACCUGAUGGAUUUGAUACUCGUCGAUUUUCGCUGGUUGAGAGGUGGGUUCAGUACCGCUCUGACAACGCCAGAGGCGAGGGCCGCCUUAGGCGUUACAGGCGUAUUCUGAACGGGAUUGGGAUGCUCUACGUUGAGUGGACGCCGUAUGCCGACCCACAACUGGAGGGUAUAGUUCCUGAUGCGAUUGCUGAGGCUGACCACACGGUGGCGGUUGUGGACCGAGUGGUGCGGCAGUUCGGUGGCCUACAGAACAUCCCGAACAGGCCAUUGGACAUCGACAACAUGCACAGGAUGGACGGUCGUGUUGGAAGGGGCGAGUGGUUUUUGCACUUGCUUGAGGGGUGGCAUGAGCUAUGGGAUCAGCGGGCCGACCAUCGUCUGCACAUCCAUCAUCAUAUAGACCUGCGUCCUUCACUACUAUAUAUGACUUGGUACUUACAGUGGGCACACACGGAAUUGUUUGGUCAGGGUGACCAGCACCUAGUGCCGGCGAGGGUGGUGCCAGAGGACCUACCUAUAUACCAUCCACCUGCUCCAGAGUUACGAUCAGCCGUUGGGAGAGGGAGAGGUAGGGGACGGGGGAGAGGCAGAGGCAGACGUGGUGGAGGCCGAGAGAGGCAGGGGAUGACGAGCUUCACCUAG
Messenger RNA from Arachis ipaensis, 960 nucleotides. The record is from RefSeq and is a predicted model, not a curated record. NCBI's taxonomy places the organism in Eukaryota, Viridiplantae, Streptophyta, Magnoliopsida, Fabales, Fabaceae.